CGUUAAAGGAGAGAGAAAGCCACCGCUCAUUCACAUCCUCUCCCCCUCUUUUCUCUCUCAGCCUCUCUUCUUCAACUCCACCUCCAAACCGUAAACUGAAACAAAUCAGAAGAAAUCAAAAGAAAUUACUUAAAUCAUUGCUCCCCAAACUAACCCCUUUCUCCAUCUUCUUCGUCUCCUGCAAAAAAUCGAAGUUCUCCCGUUAACCCAAUUUAAUCUGUAACCACAAAGCAAAGAGGGUUUUAGAAGCUAUGAAGAUGGUGGGUUCUAUUUCCAUGGAUGAUUACAAAGGAGUGUUGUUGAUUCUUGAACUGGCGGUGAUGUUCUCAGUGAGAAGAAGAUGGGUUGAAUCGUGCUUGAAUUGGUGGAGCCGCAACAGAUGGUGGUAGCAGCUGUUGGAAUUGCAAGCGGUGAAUAGAGAAGAAAGUAAUGUGUUGCUGCUACAGGAAAUGGGUUUUUGCCAAGCUCUUGUUACAGUGGGAGGCUCUUGGCCUUUUGCUUAUUGCAUCAGUGUCAAUCGACUUCAGUCACUGCCUGCGGGAGCUACCUCACUGAGUAUCCCACUCGCAAUGAGUGCAUAUAUAUACACGGGGAUAUUUGUAACGGUUCCAUCUAUGGCAUCAGUUUUCAAUGAAUAUGCUCUUAAGAGUCAAUUUAAUACCAGCAUUUACCUUCAGCCGGAGAGCGAGCGGAAGUUAUCCUUGGCCUCAUCCUUCGACUACCGUUACCUCAGUAGUUGUUCAAUCCUUUCUGACUCAUUAUACAAUUGUGAAUAUGCAGGACUGAAAUUGAUUGGUAUCCUAUUUGGCUUCACGUGUUCCCAAAUGUUAGAACAUAUAUGCAAGUGUCUUUGUUUUCCAUCUAUUGAUAUAUUACACAGGUUGAAAUAUCUAGGCUUGAUUAGUUCUGUAGUUUAUCAUUUUUGAUUCUCUCAAUACUCAUCAUCUAUUUAUUUUGAGAUGCUCCUUGAUUUUUGGUGCUCCUUGAUUAUCUCGUUUAAUGCUUAUUGCUAAACAUGUGCUAAGAGUCAUCAUGGUCAAGAAACAAAACAUAAUGCAUAAUAUUGCUGCACACGGACCAUCAUGGAGUGAUCAACUUCGCUACAACUUCUUGGUCCAGUGUGCAAGAGAUGGAAUACACCAAAUACCCAUGUGUAUAUAGAAUAGAGCUCUGCUGUAUUAGAUGAUACCAUUCACGGAGAAGCCAAGUUAAUAUAAUUCACGGAGUGCUUGCUCUAGUUUCCAUAAUUUUCUAGCUCUAAAAAUGAAAUGAAAAACUCAUUAGCGUUGAUGAACUCGAUCAAUUUGUUUUUGAAUUUUGCUAACUGUAUAGAUAUAACGGUGAAUUUAUAGCUAAUGAACUUGGCCUGGGAGCCCUCAUUUCCCUUCAAUUUCUAAAUGAGUUGAUUGACUAGUUGUUCUUUCUUAAUCAACUUAACCCAAAUUCGGCUAAACAUGUGACGAAAUGUUUGAUUUUUGGUUCUCCUUGAUUAUCUCUUUUAGUGCUUGAACAUGUGUCUUUAAAGUAUAUCUUAUUGUGAGUUGUAAUUUGCGUAGAAGUGGAACUUUGUAUUUUAUUGUAUUCUUAUGCUUUGUUUUAAUGGUUUGAUUUUUCGUUGGUGUAGAGAGAUUGAAUGACUUUCUUGAGAAGAAGCAAAGAGGGGAAAUUGACUACUUACUGGAGGAGAUAUAUAACAGAGUCGUUGAUUCUAGUUGGCUUGGUCGUAAAAGGCACCGAAAUUAAGUAGCUCUUCCAACCUAUUAUUCGAGAACUGUUGAACAAUUGACUGCAGUCAAAGAACAACUUGAUGCUGCAAACAGGAAGAUAGAAAGGAUGAAGAAGAGUGGGUCCAAUUUCAUCAAGUUAAUGAAUGUGGCUUUAAAGAAUUUAGGCCAAGCUCCUCUGCCUGAGAAUGCACUGGAUCCAAAUGAAGAUAGUGAAACAGAAGAUGAAAUGCAACAACUUGAAGAUGAGGACAAGGAGGAAGAAACAGAGGAUGAAGAAACUGAGGACGAAGAAAAAAAUAUGGAGGAUGGCCAGUAUGAGAAUAAUGAAGCAGAAGAGGUUGAGGAAUAUAUGUGAGCAUAAGAAGCAAAAGAGGACGAGGAAUAAACUGAAGACUGACAAUAUUUUUGGAGGACUAACAGUACUAGCUCUGGCUAAUUUUUUUUGUACAACAUUUUAGUUGGAUUUUCUUAAUCACUCACUGGGAUAUGGUCCCAAGGAUGUUGGUCCUUUUGUUUGGAUAUUAUUAUGUUGGAUGUUAUGGACAUCUAUAUCACUGUAUAUAAUUGCUAGUUUUUACUUCUAAAUUCUUGUUCAGUGGUUGGA
Papaver somniferum (opium poppy) is the source of this 2331-nucleotide messenger RNA. RefSeq lists its product as uncharacterized. The transcript has 5 exons. Bases 450 to 926 code for a protein of 158 amino acids. Lineage: Eukaryota; Viridiplantae; Streptophyta; Magnoliopsida; Ranunculales; Papaveraceae. The record is from RefSeq and is a predicted model, not a curated record.